UCGGUAGAAAUUCCCUUGGUCAAAGGAAGUAUGAUGAGGUACGUGGGUGAAGAGAGUAUUUAAGAGGACCCUCAGCAUCUACCCCUUCACAGUCCUCCUGUCAACAAACGUUGCUCUCUCAGACUCUAAAUAACAUCUCUAGAUCUGAUCUAGCACUUCUGUCUCCUCCACCAAAAAGGAAAGCAACAAUGUCCAGCAUCAUGAAAGUGUUUCUGCUCCUGGCUGUCAUCGUCUGCAUCUCUGAAGCCCAACGUUAUCAUUCAGGAGGCUGUCUGUGUCAACGCGUCAGGGAUAAAAUGAGCAGAGCAGUAAAGGACAUCCAGAUCUACCCGGCAACUGCGUUCUGUGACAGAGUGGAGAUUGUUGUCACCGACAGAAGAGGGCUUCGCUUUUGCCUGGACCCCGAGUUGAAGACAGUGCAAAGAGUCAUGGCUUCCAUCAUAAAAGCCCAAACUACAGCUAGACAAGCUGAGCUCACGACCAGUCCAAGCAGCACCAACACAGCUCGCGUCUGACUCUUCCACUCCUGGAAUCGAAAAGAAGCUAACAUGACCUCUGACCCCGUUUGAAAAAUGCACCUUCAAGGAAUGUAGAUGUGAAAAGAAUGAAACUGUUUGUCUAUUUAUCCUCUAUUUAUACUCAUGUGCACUUUUAGUAUACAUCUGUUUCUUUUUGUUUAUAUAUUCCUUGUAUUCCUUUUUGUAAAUUGAUGUGUGUGUUGUAAUUGAGCCAAGUCCUUUGCCUUUUGGUCAUUUCAGUAUUUUUUCUAAAUAAAUAUAAAAUCAAUGGA
Eleginops maclovinus (Patagonian blennie) is the source of this 790-nucleotide messenger RNA. RefSeq names its product C-X-C motif chemokine 10-like. The coding region runs from base 189 to 515 and encodes 108 amino acids. Gene Ontology annotation, molecular function: chemokine activity. NCBI's taxonomy places the organism in Eukaryota, Metazoa, Chordata, Actinopteri, Perciformes, Eleginopidae. The transcript is spliced from 4 exons. Gene Ontology annotation, biological process: immune response. The record is from RefSeq and is a predicted model, not a curated record. Gene Ontology annotation, cellular component: extracellular region.